This is a messenger RNA of Pleurotus ostreatus (oyster mushroom), 1557 nucleotides long. RefSeq lists its product as uncharacterized. Gene Ontology annotation, cellular component: membrane. The record is from RefSeq and is a predicted model, not a curated record. Lineage: Eukaryota; Fungi; Basidiomycota; Agaricomycetes; Agaricales; Pleurotaceae. The transcript has 25 exons. Gene Ontology annotation, molecular function: carbohydrate:proton symporter activity. The coding region runs from base 1 to 1557 and encodes 518 amino acids. Gene Ontology annotation, biological process: transmembrane transport; carbohydrate transport.
AUGGUGCUGCCGCCCAAAGUGUAUACGUGGUUGUGUGGUCUAUUUGCAAGCUUGGGUAGUAUUAUAUUCGGAUAUGAUUUGGGUGUCAUAGCAGGAGUACUUCCAGCGCCCGAUUUCAUUGCCACAAUGGGGCCACGCUAUCACGAUCCCAAUUUGCAAGGAUUAAUAGCGAGUAUAUUCGGGUUGACGACCAGCUUCUUUGGCAUGUUCCCUGUGGCCUACUUUGCGGACAAAUUUGGUCGUCGAAUCACGAUUCAAAUCGGGGCUGCAGUCUACAUAUUGGGAGGCGCUUUGCAGACUGGUGCUACAAAUAUUGAUUUCAUGUAUGCUGGCCGCUUUUUCGCAGGUUUUGGAGUUGGUAUCAUGUCCGACCUUGCCCCGUUAUACCAGGCAGAAAUUGCUCACCCAAGUAUUCGUGGCCGCCUUACUACACUCCAACAAUUCAUGUUGGGAAUAGGUGCAUUCAUAGCGUCCUGGGUUACGUACGGCACUUCUGCUGGCCUGAAAGGCACGCAGGCGGAGUGGAGGAUCCCAUUGGGAUUGCAAAUUAUACCAGCAUUGCCGUUGAUCGCCUUCAUCCUUUUGCUACCUGAAUCUCCUCGAUGGUUGGCAGACAAAGGCAGAAUCGACGAAGCUCGCGCAACACUGGCCCGCCUUCACGCUCAUGGCGAUAUCAAUGAUCCUUUUGUUAUGUCUCAAAUGGAAGACAUGAAGGCUGAACUCCAAAGAGCUCGCGAUAUCGGUGACUCUAGCUGGAAGGAACUGUUCGUUAUUCCAAGCAACUUCCGUCGCCUGAGUCUAGGAUACAUCCUUCAGUUUUCGGUGCAGAUGACUGGUGUCAGCGCAAUUCAAUACUACUCCACUACCAUGGGGUUCAGUUCCACGCGCAUCCUCCUCUUCCAGUCCAUCAAUAGUAUCAUUGCCCUCAUAGGAGAGGCCUGCUGUGUUCUUUGGAUCGACCAUACCGGCAGACGGAGGCCGUUGAUCAUUGGCAAUAUUGCCUCCGGGCUUUCAUUCGUCGUUGGGUCGAUCCUAAUGGCUCGGUGGCCUGGUACCGUAGAUAAAACUUGGGUAUUUAACUUCUUUUUCAGCGCGUGUAUAGGUCCGCUGUCUUGGGCGUACCCCGCUGAGAUAUUCUCAACGAGGACGAGGGCGAAGAGUACGGCGAUUACAAGUUCAUCGUCGUGGCUAUCAAACUUCUUCAUCGCACAAGUCACUCCCAAGGCCUUCGGUGCCAUAGGCUGGAAGAUUUUCUUGAUGUCUCGGCCAGAUCUAGUAUUUGCCAUCUGCGGACACACCAACGCCUUAUUCAUUUGGGCGUUUUACCCAGAAACUACUGGACGCCGUCUCGAGGAAAUGGACGCUCUGUUUGAGCAAGCCCCGUUGUUUGUGCCGAGGACAUCGUACGCGAAGGUUAUCGACCACGCGGCGGCAGAGCGAGAGCUACGCGACGGUAAUUUUGUUCCUGGAGACCUCACCGAGAAGGUGGAGAAAGGGAGUGAUAUCGAAGACAAUAAAGGAUUCCAGUCGCAGAUUGAAAUUACGGAAAAGAAUUGA